Eremothecium gossypii ATCC 10895 is the source of this 771-nucleotide messenger RNA. RefSeq names its product Fmp10p (gene FMP10). The record is from RefSeq and is marked provisional. Bases 1 to 771 code for a protein of 256 amino acids. Lineage: Eukaryota; Fungi; Ascomycota; Saccharomycetes; Saccharomycetales; Saccharomycetaceae. The transcript has a single exon.
AUGAUGGCAUACAAGUACCCAGUGGGGGCAGCACGUCGCCAACUGCAGGCAAACAUCCGUACUUGCAAAGCGAUAGUCAAUAUACUCGUGCGUAAGGCAUCCUAUACUACCGGUCGUCAGUUUGCGGUAGCUCGUCGGCCUCCCAAGUGGUAUGGGCUCGGGAUCUUUGGGGCAUCGUUCGGCCUCGGCUGGCUGAUCACGCAGCACCUCUCUUACGCGGACCUGAUGGCCUGGUUGUUCUACGAUCAGCUGCCAGCGGACGACGAGAAGGUGCGCAACUACCAGGCGGGUUUGCUGCAGCGCGCGCACGAGUUGCCGGCCACGAAGGACCUGUUCGAGAGCGGGUUCCGGCAGGUGUUCCCGGAGCGGGGACAGAGAAACGUUCUGAUAAACCAGACCUUGCGGCGCCCGGGUGCGCUGUCAAUCGAGCCUCUCUUCUUCUACAACCCCAAGACGAAGACCACCGUCGGGAUCUACCACCUGGGCAUGCGCCUGACCGGGUACCCCUUCCUGGUCCACGGCGGCAUCCUGGCCACGGUGCUGAGCGACCUGAUGCGGGAGGCAGUCACAUUCGUGACCGGCACCGAUUACGAGGUAACCGAGCACAUCAAGAUCUCGUACUGCUUCCCGACCCUGGCGAACCAGUUCGUUGUGGUCCGCACCACCCGCGUCGAGGACCACGGCAACAACGUCCGUCUGGAGGCCGAGAUCAUCAACCAGAGCGGCACGCGGACACUCGUGCGUGCGAAAGGGAGCUUCACUACAGGCUAG